This is a messenger RNA of Gloeophyllum trabeum ATCC 11539, 1071 nucleotides long. RefSeq lists its product as uncharacterized. Lineage: Eukaryota; Fungi; Basidiomycota; Agaricomycetes; Gloeophyllales; Gloeophyllaceae. The transcript has 5 exons. Gene Ontology annotation, molecular function: protein binding. The coding region runs from base 46 to 1071 and encodes 341 amino acids. The record is from RefSeq and is a predicted model, not a curated record.
GUCCGCUUCCCCACCAGAGCCUCUUCCCUCUCCCUUCCAGCCGCCAUGCCUCCCCGGGGUAGCGAAGGCUACGACUUUACUCCCAUUCUGACCCAUUACCUUUUCUUGUUCACGACAAUCCUUGCUGUGGUGGGCUGGUUUGUAGCAUUCAUAUCGCAAGCGAUAGCAAAUGCAUUCUUCGGACAUGGCGUCGUGGGCGUCCUAUGGUUUGCAAUCUUCCUCCAGCUCUUCCUCAUCCUCGGCGUCCUCCACACCCUCGCGAGCGACUCCAUAGCCAUGCACCGCUUCCAAAUAUCCGUGUUCGGCGCAGUCGCCAUCGUCUUCGCCGUCAUGGGCGUCAACCAGGGCAUCUUCUCCGGUUCAUCCUCGCUCGACGCCAUGGCCGCCGGCUGGCUCAUCCUCGCUAUCGUCGACAUCCUCUGGGUCCUCUACUUCACCUCCGAGGAGGACUCUCUCGCACUGCACAUAUUCAAUUCCCUCGGCACAGGCGGCCUCACCCCCCCUUCCCGGCGUCGCAGGACGCGCGCCCAGUCUGUACACAACAUGGCCGGGGCAAACGGCUACGGGCCCGGAGGCUACGCCUCCGGCGGCGGUAUUGGCUACGAUACGAAGAUGGGCGCGAACAACAGCUUCGCGCCCGGGCCGGGCAUUAGGAGUCAGAACAGCAUCAACGCCGGCAGCUUGGAGGGCGGCGCCACCAGGAGCAUCACGGGCAACACUGGGCCUGAGAGCCUGCGCAACGCACCUGGAGGUGGCGGAGCGUCGAUCAACGGCGAUAACCAGCCUGGGGCGACUUCGCCUUUGAUGGGUGGCAAUGCCGGCAUUGGGGCGGGAGGUGGUAUGAGCAGCCCAUCCGGAAGCGGGAACCCAGUAGACCCCACAGCGGAGAAUUACUCGUACAAAGCUAAAGCGCUCUAUGCUUACACCGCUUCACCCGACGACCCUAACGAAAUCUCCUUUACAAAAGGAGAAGUUCUUGACAUUUUGGACAAGCAAGGAAAGUGGUGGCAAGCUAGGAAGGCGGACGGGACAGUUGGAAUUGCACCCUCAAAUUACCUGCAGAUCAUCUGA